This is a messenger RNA of Trichobilharzia szidati, 520 nucleotides long. Lineage: Eukaryota; Metazoa; Platyhelminthes; Trematoda; Strigeidida; Schistosomatidae. The record is from the annotation of a GenBank genome assembly.
AUGGCCCUAACGAAUAGCGGUCCGUUGCGUUGUCUGUCCAUUUAUCUUCGACGAGCUUACAGUAGCUUUAAUAGUGCACAAGAGGUUACGCACACCGGUCAGACGUUUUCGAAAAAUGAUCCUUCUGUCAUGCGUUUCAAUGCAAGCAAUAAAUUAGUAAAUAAGCAGUUCGCAGAAAAACUGAUAGCAGAAGUCCCUCCAAUUGCAUGUAAAGAACACAUUGUAAGCUGUGAUGGUGGUGGUGGUGCACUUGGUCAUCCAAAAGUAUACAUCAAUUUGGACCAACCAGGAAACCACGCCUGUGGAUACUGUGGUCUUCGCUUCUACCUGGACAACAAAGGCCAUUGAAUGUGUUAAUUGAAUAUAGUUCUUAGAAAAGCCACAUUAGCACCUGUGGUGUUGAAUAUCGGAGAAUCUAUAUAUGCAUCCAAGAUAUUGAACUUUUAAACAACAAUGUAGCAUACUUCUUCAUACGCUUGUAUACAAAACAUAAUUUGCAAUCAGGAUUUCUUAGCCUCAU